Molecule: messenger RNA, 756 nt
Organism: Didymodactylos carnosus
Lineage: Eukaryota; Metazoa; Rotifera; Eurotatoria; Philodinida; Philodinidae
Source: the annotation of a GenBank genome assembly
AUGGUUUAUGCCCUGCUAUCAGAAAAAACAAAAAAGAAUUAUAAUGACAUGUUCCAAGCUCUUAUCGAUUUGAGACCGAAUCUCGAUCCAGUUAAUGUGAAACUGGACUUUGAACAAGCAGCAAUUGGUAGCAUUCGAACGAAAUUUCCACACGCGAAUAUUAGUGGGUGUUUCUUUCAUCUGUGUCAAUCUGUUUACCGAGCCGUCGGACGUUUCGGAUUGAAAACAGAUUAUUCAGAUGACCCACUUCUCGCUCAACAAAUUCGAGCUCUUCCUGCUUUGGCAUUGUUACAUGCAGACGAAGUUAUCGAUACAUUUGAAGAAUUAAAACAACAAUUUCCAGUCAACGGAAAACCCGUCUUGGCAUAUUUCGAAGAAACGUAUAUCGGUGAAAAAAAUCGAGCAAGCCGACUGCGGAAAAACCCUCUAUUCGAUGUGAAGCUUUGGAACGUUCAUGAAAGCACCGUACAAGGUGCUCAUCGAACGAACAAAGUGAUCGAAGGAUGGAACAAUCGCUUUGCAUCACUAGUGGAUUGUGCACAUCCGAACAUUUGGAAGUUUCUGCGACUGCUGAAAAAAGAACAGUCGAUGGUCGAAGCCGAAUUAAUCCAAGCCGAAACCGGAGUUCGACGACCGAAACGUUUGGUGACAGAGCGUCAACAAAAAAGAAUCAUGAACAUUUUGGAUGAACAGUCGACAACAAAUUUGGAUAAAGUACUUGCACUAGCCAAUAAUAUUUCACUCAAGUCAGCCUAA